Messenger RNA from Triplophysa rosa, 2714 nucleotides. Its product is annotated as NUT family member 2E-like. The transcript is spliced from 6 exons. The coding region runs from base 1332 to 2234 and encodes 300 amino acids. The record is from RefSeq and is a predicted model, not a curated record. Lineage: Eukaryota; Metazoa; Chordata; Actinopteri; Cypriniformes; Nemacheilidae.
CUUUUUGAAGCACUACGGCGGCUGAAACAGCACUAAGAUGUCGUCACGUUUUCGCUUCUUUCCUGGAGAUAACAUAUUCAAGAAACGCGCUCCGUAGAGCAAAAAUAUAUAUCUUUUUGUGAAUGCAAAAUUGAAGCAUUUUCAGUUUUGGACCCCUUCUCCUUUCUGUUUAUAAUACUAACUAUGUUUAAAUAUAAGUAACGUAUUUGGGUUUCUAAUAUACAGUUUUAUGUACCAAAGUUGAUUUUUCCUAAACGUCGAAUCAUAUUGAAGGUCACAUUAAAAAUAUAUCAUGAAACGUUUUAUAAACCUUAAAAAGACAAUGUUUGCUACAGGCUAUAACAAAAUAAAACUGAAAUGUGGUGGAAAUGACUAUAUUUAAAACAUUUCAGAAAAAUGCACAAAUAGACACUACUGGUGAUGGACAAAUGAAAUGAACCAGUAAAACAUGGCCAUUUUCAUAAAGUACACAGAGUGAAAUAUGUAAAGAAGGGUGACGAGCAGAUUUAAUGUAGAACACUUAACAAACAAAAACUGGCUGAUUUAACGUCAGCUAUGCAGAAAAACAUUUCUCUCUUCCCUGUUAUCAUGUGUUUGUUUGUCCCGUCACGUGUAAAUGUUAAGAAAUGCCAGAAGCAGGUCAGGCCAAAUGUUUUACAUAGAUUUGUGUGUUCUUUGAAUAAGCUCAAAUGUACAGUGACACAGAGAUUCUGCACCAAAAUUGUGAAAAUGUCUUUCCGCAUGCUUUGACAAACUAUUUAAUAAAAAAAAUUAAAAUAAAUAAGAACAUCUUAAAUGAGCCUUUGAAAUGUAAUGAUAUAUACUGUACACCACUGAAACCAAAUCCUGUUGCUUCCUAUUCAAAUGACUUUGUGUUGUGCAGAAAGCACUUACGUAAUGUUUUGAUCAGAUUUAUUCCUGCCCAGCAGUACAAGAUGAGUUCGACCUGGUUUCAGUAUAUAUUUAUCUAUUUGAAUUGGAAAUGUUGUCAAUGUGCCGUUCGUGAUUCUGCACUUCUGCAUCAUCAUUCAAAGCUCACGCAACAAAAUUAUUAAUUUUAGAAAAGACAUCGAUCAAUUUACAGCUGGAGAAUUUUUAAGAAAAGGGCCAAAAACCCUGAAGGUGUUAUGGCAAGCUUUAGCCGAAUUUCUAAUCUAUUCCUAUGAUGUCAUUCAUCUUCUCAAUGAUGAUGAUGGGCUGGACCAAUAGAACAGGUGGAGGUGACUCCAGCAUAUAUAAGACACUUCAGAGAACAGAAAGACAGAGGCUCGUUAGAAGACUGACAAACAAGCAUCUUCUCAACAGAAACUCCGAUAUCGGAUUAGAGAAAGAUGGAGAGUGUUCUCCCACUAAAGAUGUUGGGCGUGUUGGCUCUGGUUCUGCUGGUGUCCAGUAUGAAUGAGGGACGGCUUCUGAGUAAAUGUGAGCUGAAGGCUCAGCUAGAAGCCGCUCAGUUUCAGGUGGUGCCAGACAAUAUGACUGUGGAAGAUCUCAUCGCCAGACUUGUCUGCAGGGCCAACACCUCAGGCUUCAACACCCACUUAGUUAAAUUUAUCACUAGAAAACAUGACGAUCCCGCAUCCGAACAUGAUUCUCCCCAAGCUUCAUUUCAGGUUCCAGCUCUAGCUCCACCCCCAUCCCAGGGUCCACCGAAUGCUUCACCCCAGAUUCAGCCUCAAACUCCACCCCCGGGUCAGCGUCCAGUUCAAUCCCAGGAUCAAGCUCAAACUCCACCCCCGGGUCAGCGUCCAGUUCAAUCCCAGGAUCAAGCUCAAGCUCCACCCCGGGGUCAGCGUCCAGUUCAAUCCCAGGAUCAAGCUCAAGCUCCACCCCGGGGUCAGCGUCCAGUUAAAUCCCAGGAUCAGCCUCAAGCUCCACCCCGGGGUCCACCUAAAGGACCAAUUGAAAAAUCCGAGAGAUUUUCCCCCCAGGAAGAGGACCGAAAGCCUCCUGCCGUCUGGCACCAGUACGGAGUGUUUCAGCUCAAUGACAAGUUGGCCUGUGAUUCCGAAGUUGUGCCAACCCGCAACCUUUGCCAAAUGAACUGCUCUGCUUUGCUUGAUGAUGACAUCACGGAUGACAUCGCCUGCCUCAAGACCCUGAUCAGCACUAUGAAAGCUGGAACCACAGGGCAACUGUCUGACAGUCCUCCUGUGCCUCAGAAGUUGGAUACGCUGUUGGUGAAGGAGUGUCGGCAUGUUGUUGCCUCUCAGUACUUUGCUGAGUGUGCUUAAAACAUUCAGCGUUCCAGCAGGUCGGACAAGAUUCGUCGAACUUAACGUCCCAAUUUCACUUUUCUGAUUUGUGAACUACAGAGACGUAUGCACAAGCUGUCUAGAAUUAUCUCACACUGUCACUUUAAAAGCCCAACAGUCUCAUGAUUUCAAUGGCAAGUUGCAUUUUAUUAAAAUGGUUAGUGUCAUUAUGAUGGUGGUGGGACCUGGAUGCUUUUAAACAGACUCAUAAUAAACUUAAUAGAGGGCUGUGUGUAUUAAGCUAUUUAAUUUAUUGGUGUAAAACUGUGUAUAUAGGCCAACUUCUACACUUAUUUAAUAAAUAAUAAAUAUGUAAGAAAACGGUUUCUUUGGUUACACAACAUUGCUUUUUGUUACAACCUUCUGACUCUUUAAAGUCCCAGUGAAAUUAAAAAUGACGAUUCUAAUUUUUUCAUUAAAUAUUGCAGCGUUUAUAGUAAAUAGCUUAUCAAUGUGGGU